Molecule: messenger RNA, 1546 nt
Organism: Hemibagrus wyckioides
Lineage: Eukaryota; Metazoa; Chordata; Actinopteri; Siluriformes; Bagridae
Product: 26S proteasome non-ATPase regulatory subunit 13-like
Exons: 13
Coding region: 112-1248 (378 amino acids)
Biological process (GO): ubiquitin-dependent protein catabolic process
Cellular component (GO): cytosol; proteasome regulatory particle, lid subcomplex; nucleus
Molecular function (GO): structural molecule activity
Source: RefSeq, a predicted model, not a curated record
GUAACACUAAGGGGAAACAAAACACGCCGGUGACAGCUCGGGACAGUAUUAGAGACUCAUCAAGUGCAUCAAAUUCCAACAUUGUUUUUUAAUUAAAAACCGGCUUAAAAAAUGAAAGAUGUCCAGGGAUAUCUGGUUCUUCAGCAGAGCACGAGCGCAAGCCCUGAAAUGGCGGCACAGUGGCACGCGCUUGAAGAUUUGUACAACAGAAAAUUGUGGCAUCAGUUAACUUUGAACUUGACCGAGUUUGUGAAAGACCCUUAUUUUCAAGCUGGAGACACUCUCAUCCAGCUCUAUGAAAACUUUCUCAGUGAUUUCGAGCACAGAAUAAACCCUCUCUCUCUGGUGGAAAUUGUUCUCUUUGUUAUCAGACAAAUCACAGACCCAAAUGAUGCCAUUACCUUUCUUGAGAAAACCAAAGAAAAGGUGAAGUGCAGCGACGAGGCUGUAAUCUUGUGCAAAACGGCUAUUGGGUGUCUGAAAUUAGAGGUCAAUGACCUCGCUACGACAAAGAAACUGAUAGAGGAAGUGGAGGAGAUGCUGAAUAAUUUGCCUGGUGUAACAUCAGUUCACGGGCGUUUCUAUGAUUUAUCCAGCAAGUACUAUCGAUUUGUGGGAAACCACGCUCUGUACUACAAGGAUGCGCUGCGAUAUCUCGGCUGUAUAGACGUAAAAGAUUUAUCCGAGACGGAGAAACAGGAGAGAGCAUUUACGCUGGGGCUCGCGGGACUGCUCGGCGAGGGAGUGUAUAAUUUUGGAGAACUCUUGAUGCACCCAGUGUUGGAGUCUUUAAGAAACACAGACAAGCAGUGGCUUAUAGAAACGCUGUAUGCUUUCAACAGUGGCAACGUCAUCAAGUUCCAGGCUCUGAAGUCAGCCUGGGGUCAGCAGCCAGAUCUUGCAGCUCAUGAGGUCAAACUGAUGCAGAAGAUUCAGCUACUAUGCGUAAUGGAGAUGACUUUUGCACGGCCCACCAAUAACAGACAGCUCUCGUUCCAGGAAAUUGCACAGAGCGCCCAAAUCCCGGUGAACGAGGUGGAGCUGCUCGUGAUGAAAGCACUCUCAGUUGGAUUGAUAAAAGGCAGCAUCGAUGAAGUGGAUCAGACGGUUCAGAUGACAUGGGUUCAGCCAAGAGUGCUCGAUUUACACCAGAUUAAGAGCAUGAACGAACGGCUGGAGUCAUGGUGUAAAGACGUGAAGAACAUGGCGGUGUUAGUGGAGCAGCAAGCCCAGGACAUCCUCACUUAACACGACGCAUCGAUCCAACACAAAUCAUUCCACUAUUUAUUUUCUUUCCCUCUGUUUACACUAUAUGUUGUCAUUGAGGACUUUUAUUUCCACACUUAAUGUAAGCAUUUAUUUUCUAUUGUGGUCUGUGCUAUUUAAGCUUCAUGAGGUUUUUUUCCGUAGUGUUUUUUCUAGAUGCAUUCCAUUAAUAGAAUAUAAUAUGACCUAAAUAUCUAUGUAUUUACCAUUCCGGAAAAUGCACUCUCAAUCCAGAGAAAGAAAUAUUUAAUAUCUAAUAAAUAAAUGUAGAGAAAAUACA